Messenger RNA from Setaria italica (foxtail millet), 1439 nucleotides. RefSeq names its product beta-amyrin 28-oxidase-like. The record is from RefSeq and is a predicted model, not a curated record. Bases 976 to 1254 code for a protein of 92 amino acids. The transcript has a single exon. Gene Ontology annotation, molecular function: oxidoreductase activity, acting on paired donors, with incorporation or reduction of molecular oxygen; heme binding; iron ion binding. Gene Ontology annotation, biological process: multicellular organism development; sterol metabolic process; brassinosteroid homeostasis. Lineage: Eukaryota; Viridiplantae; Streptophyta; Magnoliopsida; Poales; Poaceae.
UUCUUGGCUCGUGUCAGUUCACGCUGAAGGUGAUCGCCAACAUGCUGGUGAGCCUGGAGCCGGAGGGGGAGGAGCAGGAGAAGUUCCGGGCAAACUUCAAGGUCAUCUCAUCUUCCUUCGCGUCCCUGCCUCUGAAGGCCCCAGGCACAGCCUUCCACCGCGGCCUCAAGGUUAUUCAGAGUUCAGAUCAGACAGACGCUACAGAUUUGAAACGUUUGCACGAUCAUAAUUCAAAAUGUGGAGCUUUUUUUUGGUCGAUUGUUGGGCAGGCGAGGAACCGGAUGUACGCGAUGCUGGACUCGGUGAUCUCUCGUCGGAGGGAGGGCGGCGAGGUCCGGAGCGACUUCCUGCAGACGCUGCUGCGGAAGCACGCCGGCGACGACGCCGACAAGCUGACGGACUCGCAGCUCAAGGACAACAUCCUGACGCUGCUGGUGGCCGGCCACGACACGACGACGGCGGGCCUGACGUGGCUCGUCAAGUUCCUGGGGGAGAACCCUGAGGUCCUGGAGAAGCUGCGGGUGAGCCUGAAACCUCCAUUACUAAUUCCAAGCGUUUAGGCUUUUGUGAUGUAGCUGGAUUGAGCAGCAUGGUUGGUAUCCUCCGUUGGCUGCAGGAAGAGCAUCUGGAGAUCAGGGAGAGGUUGAACGGCACGUCGCAUCUCAGGUGGUCGGACGUGAGCAACAUGCCUUACACCAACAAAGUGAUGAACGAGACCCUGAGGAGAGCAACCAUCCUGCCAUGGUUCUCAAGGAAAGCCGCGCAGGACUUCAGCAUCGACGGUCGGUACCACCUCCAUCCAUCAGUUUGAUUCUAGUAUAGCUGCGCUGCUGAUGGCACGAGAAUGGGCGCAGGGUACGACAUCAAGAAGGGGACGUCGGUGAACCUGGACGUGGUGUCCAUCCACCACGACCCCGCCGUCUUCGCCGACCCGGAGCGCUUCCACCCCGACAGAUUCGAUGUGAGUUUCCGGCCAUGGCUGAUGACCUACCUGUGCUUGUGAUUUCAUUUCCAUUCAACGUAUACUCCUAUGCAAAUAUGCAGCAAGCGGUGAAGCCCUACAGCUUCCUUGGGUUCGGGAGCGGGCCGCGGAUGUGCCCCGGGAUGAACCUGGCGCGCCUCGAGAUCUGCGUCUUCGUCCACCACCUCGUGUGCCGGUACACGUGGAAGCCGCUGGCGGACGACGACGCGGUGCAGCCGACGCUGGUGCGGAUGCCCAAGAACAAGUACCCAAUCAUCGCAACCGCGCUAUAAAAGAUGCCCAAGAACAAACCCAUGAGUUCCAACUUCAUUUCCACAUUUAUUGCAACUAAAGUAGGAUCCUUGUGCUGUGCCACACAUUUCCACAUUUAUUCCAACCAAAGUAGGACUCAACCUGUUCACUUCAGCUUAUCAGUCGGCUUAUCAGCAACCGAAUAGUAUUUUUCUCUCACAACAAA